Coregonus clupeaformis (lake whitefish) is the source of this 1193-nucleotide messenger RNA. Its product is annotated as gamma-aminobutyric acid receptor subunit gamma-3. Gene Ontology annotation, cellular component: postsynapse; dendrite membrane; GABA-A receptor complex. Bases 16 to 1026 code for a protein of 336 amino acids. Lineage: Eukaryota; Metazoa; Chordata; Actinopteri; Salmoniformes; Salmonidae. Gene Ontology annotation, biological process: monoatomic ion transmembrane transport; synaptic transmission, GABAergic; signal transduction. The record is from RefSeq and is a predicted model, not a curated record. The transcript has 6 exons. Gene Ontology annotation, molecular function: GABA-A receptor activity; benzodiazepine receptor activity; GABA-gated chloride ion channel activity.
AGCUAUAACAGCACCAUGAAUAUCCUGACCCUGAACAGCAACAUGGUGGGGCUCAUCUGGCUCCCGGACACCAUCUUCAGGAAUUCCAAGAAUGCUGACUCCCAUUGGAUUACAACGCCCAAUCAGCUGCUCAGGAUAUGGAACGACGGGAAGAUACUCUACACACUAAGGCUGACCAUAAAUGCAGAGUGCCAGUUACAGCUGCAUAACUUCCCCAUGGACGAACACUCCUGCCCGCUCAUCUUCUCCAGCUAUGGCUACCCGAGAGAUGAGAUGAUUUACAAGUGGAGGAAGAACUCCGUGGAGACAUCAGACCAGAGGUCCUGGAGACUCUAUCAGUUUGACUUCAUGGGACUACGCAACACUUCAGACAUAGUCAAGACAACAGCAGGUGAUUACGUAGUGAUGACAGUGUUCUUUGACCUGAGCAGAAGGAUGGGCUACUUCACCAUCCAGACGUACAUCCCUUGUAUCCUCACUGUGGUGCUCUCCUGGGUCUCCUUCUGGAUCAAGAAAGACGCCACACCAGCCAGAACAGCACUAGGGAUAACCACGGUGUUGACCAUGACCACUCUGAGCACAGUGUCCAGGACGUCACUACCCAGGGUUUCCUACGUGACGGCCAUGGACCUCUUCGUCACCGUGUGUUUCCUGUUUGUGUUCGCUGCAUUGAUGGAGUACGCCACACUCAACUACUAUUCAUACGGUGCCAGCCCCAGCCCCAGACCCAGGAAGACCCAGAGAAUGAACUACUCAGUGUUGGAAGUGGGACCCCCCCCUACAGUGAUCACGUAUAACAACUCCCUGUACUGGCAGGAGUUUGAGGACACCUGUGUCUAUGAGUGCCUGGAUGGGAAGGACUGCCAGAGCUUCUUCUGCUGUUACGAUGAGUGUCGAGGAGGAGGCUGGAGGAAAGGACACAUCCAGAUAGAUAUACUGGAGCUGGAUGCUUACUCCAGGGUCUUAUUCCCCACCUCCUUCACUCUGUUCAAUGUGGUCUACUGGGUUAGCUACCUGUACCUUUAGCAGGUUGAACUGGGGAGGCUAUUUCUACCUUCAGCAACCCGGAGAGAGAGAGGUGCCGUGGACUUUAAGAAAUGAGAGAGAGGUGCCAUGGACUUUUAGAACAGAGAGAGAGGUGCCGUGGACUUUAAGAACAGAGAGAGAGGUGCCGUGGACUUUAAGAACAGAGA